AUGAACAUUGGAGGCGGUGCCCUUGAAGCCGAUGCUUGGGGGCGAACCACAGAAGGCAUGCAAGGAUCAUUGAACGGCAUUGGAGGGUGCCCCGCAUGGGAUGAGCGCGUUGGGCACAGAGGCGUUUGGGGUGGGUCGGGUAGCAGGGGAGGUAGAGGGGGCAAGGGAGCCUAUAGGUUGAGAAUCGGGUCAUGGAACAUAGGUUCACUAACGAGUAAAUCCAUAGAGUUGGCGAAAAUCCUGCAGAAGAGGAAGAUUAAUAUAGCGUGUGUCCAGGAGACUAGGUGGGUCAGAUCGAGGGCAAAAAACGUGGAUGGGUAUAAGUUGUGGUACUCUGGUGUCCUGAAUGGUAAGAAUGGAGAGGGUAUCCUGGGCAUUGUAAAUGUCGUUAGCGCGUACGCACCACAAGCAGGCUUGGAUGAGGAUAUUAAAAGGCACUUUUGGGAGGGGUUGGAUGAGAUUGUUCGUAGUAUACCGCCUUCUGAGAGGUUAUUCAUAGGAGGAGAUUUCAAUGGUCAUAUUGGGUUAUCUGCAGGCGGGUACACUGAGGUGCAUGGCGGAUUUGGUUUCGGAGAGCGGAACGGAGGGGGCAUUAUGCUGUUGGACUUUUCCAAGGCUUCGAUCUAG
Molecule: messenger RNA, 627 nt
Organism: Nicotiana tabacum (common tobacco)
Lineage: Eukaryota; Viridiplantae; Streptophyta; Magnoliopsida; Solanales; Solanaceae
Source: RefSeq, a predicted model, not a curated record